This is a messenger RNA of Parathielavia appendiculata, 698 nucleotides long. RefSeq lists its product as uncharacterized. Bases 132 to 482 code for a protein of 116 amino acids. The record is from RefSeq and is a predicted model, not a curated record. NCBI's taxonomy places the organism in Eukaryota, Fungi, Ascomycota, Sordariomycetes, Sordariales, Chaetomiaceae. The transcript has a single exon.
UUCUUUUAAUAGUUCACUUCAUCUUCGUCUACUUUCGUUAUCAAGGGACUUGCAAUUCAGUUUUUCUACCGUUGGAACGGGGCAAAGGCAUGUAUUGACGGUGUAGGCGGACAGGUUUGGGGCGGACCUGUAUGGAUGGACCUGGUUUUCGUACGACAACAUUUCACUUCAUCUCCUUCUGUAUCUUCUACUCCUUUUUGUCAUUACUAUCUACCGCCGAGGACGACAUGAUGAGCCACGUGGAGGAACGCCUGUAUUUUGUAUGCCGAUCACUCCCCUGUUUCCCUUCUUGGAUCCUGGGCCAUAUCACGCACUGCCAGGGCGGAAAAGGCAAGAUGAACACCAUCAUGUGGGCGGUGGCAAUCGUUCUGCUUCUACGUCCUUUUUCCAGUCCUCAACAUAACUUUACAGUCACGUCAGGUCUCAUGUUACAAGGCGUCUGUCGAAAAAUUUCAGAGGUGAAGAGAAAAGAAAGGAGUUAGACGACAUUACGUCAUCAGGCACGGAAAGUGAAAAAAGGGGGGGCGGCGGCGGCGUUUACUGGGGAUUGGUCUGUUUAGGAACGGCUGGUUUUAAAGGGGACGGCCCGCCAGAGACAUGUCUUACUUUUCGUUUAUUGGCCUAGAAAUACGAGACAAGACUCAUAUGGGACGAAGGAUGGACAAUGAGGAAUGAUCGGUUCGCUCGCAUAGAGCACG